This is a messenger RNA of Hyalella azteca, 3282 nucleotides long. RefSeq lists its product as uncharacterized. The transcript has 3 exons. The record is from RefSeq and is a predicted model, not a curated record. NCBI's taxonomy places the organism in Eukaryota, Metazoa, Arthropoda, Malacostraca, Amphipoda, Hyalellidae. The coding region runs from base 76 to 3282 and encodes 1068 amino acids.
UAAAAUCGAGCAAGUUAUGAUCAAUCUCGCCUAAUUUUUGUGCAUAUAAUAAAGCAUCAAAGAACUUUGAUCAAUAUGAAUAUCUUCUGUUUUCUGUGUAUGUGGAAUUUCGUAAUAGCAUGGCAUUUCAGUUCAGCACAAAUCCCAUUAACAAAAAAAACGAACGUUGAACUAAACCAUAAACGUGAAAAAUUCGAUCACGAAAACCAAGCAGCUGCAACUGAUUCCGAUGAAAUAAUAAAUAUUUAUUCAUUCGUGGUCUUGAAAAAUCUAAGCCGGAAAAUCAAUUUGAGCAAAAAAGACGAUAUUUCUGGUGAUGAUUACAAGCGGAAAAAUUUUACCGUCCAGACGACUAAAUCUGUUAACUUGCCUCCGAUUCUUCAUCGUUUCCACGAAGAUAAUUCGUAUCUCGCACGGCUGGAUACGUCGGGAUCCUUUCUUUCGACUGAUGUUGACUUAACGUCUCCUCGACUCGUGCAAACCAAAGAAAGUCGAAUAAACCUGCAAUUAAAAACCGUGGAUCUCAGAAGAAGUUUUCAUGAGGGCAAGGCCAGUCACCUGCGAAAUGCCAACUCAACCUUCAAAGACUCCAACCAACUUUUUCUUUCGGUCAAAAACAGUCUUGAUUCUGAGAGUUGGAAUUUCCCUGUAAGAGACGAUGUGCUGAAAAUUUAUUCACGAGCUGAGCUUCGAAGCUCAGAUGUUGGGCUGGACUCGAGUUCAAUGCGUACCUUGAAUCGCACUGAUACCAUCAACAAUUUAAAAGGCAUAUUAUUAACAAGCUCGAAUGGGAUCAAAGAUGACCUAAACAUUGGAUAUUCCCCGGCAAAGGCAACGGGACAAAUAAAAUAUCUGAUCACACGGAGCCACAAGGAGCCUACUUCUGACACGGCGCUGAGCUACGAGGGCAUCGCUACUACGGUUGGAGGUCUCGAAUCGGUACCAGACGUCCGCCCAAUGCAGCCCUGUCCUAAAAGAUGGCCGUCAAAAAGCGCGCAACAUGAAACUGCUCUUCGUCGAACAUCGACAGAACGCAUGAAAAAUGUCCGUAACAACACCCAGCAGACCCCAGGAAGCAACCCUUCGUUCGUUUGGGCUUUAGUAUCCCCUCAGAUGUUGACAAAGUAUUUUUCUUCUGCUCCGGGCAUAAGUAGAGACAAGAGAUACGCAGGGGCGAUGACAAGGCGAAACGCUGACCCGAGGCCUUCUAAGACACACCGAACACUAGAAUUUCUGCGACGGAAAACCAGGAAAGAACGAAGCCAUGGCAAGCGAAGGAAAAGAAAACCCAGUAGACGAAGGAAACGCAGGAAGAAAGAAAGACCGGACAAAAUAAUUGAUAGGAGAAAUAAGAAAAUGAAUCGCCGAAUGCGGGAGCAUGAGAGCGCUACAGAGCGCUUGCAGUCAGCGUGGAACAAACAGCGGGUAAAUAAAUCUCACAAAAAGCACAAAACGCGCAAAAAGAAGAAGAAAAUCGUCCGGAACGAGCAUAGGCGACCACCGUGGAUGCGAUUGAGAUCUUCACUUAUGCAGGAUAUGGGUGAGAGAGAUCCAACCUCCUUUGCUCUGUCGAAGAAUCCUCUGAGCGGCAUCCGGAAGCUCAACGAAGAUUUCAGUCACUUAAUGCUGUAUUCAAAUUCCGCGGACAACGUUCGUCCGACUCACAGCACGGCAAAUGAGCCACUACAACUGAACAUGCACACUAAGAUUCACAUCAAAGAACAAGUACAACAGGCGAAGAAAGAACUAGACGAGCUAAGCGCAUCGGAACACGCGAGCAAGGAACCGUAUGCCGAGCGUCACUAUACGGAUCAGUCGCAACUUGUAGGCCAUACACCGUCGCUCGUGUUACAAAGAGACUCUUCUGAGAUGUCUGGUGGUCACACAGUUGUAAACCUUCCAGCAGGACUAAAAAAUUUACCUGUACAGUCACGUUCGUCAAUAUUUGACCGUUUCUUGCCCCGAGUAGUUCUUAACAAGCACCUGGUAACGAAGAACCCUCACUCUCCCCCUCUCUUGACCCCGCCUGGCAACGGGACAAUCCAAGUUGCCAUCCAUGUCCUCCCUCUCGGCGAUGAUCCUGCUGCUGUAAAUAUUCCUGAGGACGACCAAGGUUCCCGUGAAAGAAUUCCCUUGCUCAAUCACUGGAAGCGACGCAACGAGAAAACAACUACAAAACAACAAGAAAAAUAUAGAUGGGACCUGAUGUCAGGAAUCGACUCAGCCUCAUCUUCCAGGUCUACCGAUCAUAAUUCUGGACUUGAAUAUAGUUUUUCUGUUGACAUGACGCACCACGGGCGAAAGUCGGUCAUUCAGAGGGCGCAUAAGCAACUGAGUGUCGAUGAAGAUAAUCAUGUUCUGAAAACCGUUAAAAGUGUAAAUGAAGUUAAUGAUAAUACUGAUAAUACUGGUACGAGUGAAGAUGUUGCAAAUCGUGUUAACAUUACCGUUGAGAGUGUGGACGGAGUUAACGACACUACUAAUAAGAAUGUAAAUUACAUUAAUUUCGUUUACAAUACCGAUAACAGUUUGGAUAAAGUAAAUAGUGUUAGCUAUAACGGUCAGAGCGUAGCUGAAGUAAAUAGUGUUAGCAAUAAUGAUAAGAGUGUAGCUGAAGUAAAUAGUGUUAGCAAUAACGAUAAGAGUGUAGAUGAAAUUAACACGCUCGUUAACGUAACAAGUGAGCAUGAAAAGCCCGGGAAGUCACCAGGUGGAGACAACGUACGCCACUCUAGCAACACUAAAGGAAUUUCCGUAGACAUGACACGUGCACCUCCCACCGCCUCCCUGACGUCACUGAGCCCACCAGCUCACGACGCUCGACAUGUUUUGCGUCACCAGAAGCACGCACUUCAUUCCGGACACAAGAAAAAAUCUCUAAAAGUUACCCCAACUUUUCCUACUAGCGAAGAAAUAAUUGUACAAAGAAACUCUUUGUCAACAUCAAUAAAAAACAUGGGAACUUUGACGUCUUCUUCAGCGGCAACAAAACCGUACAUGUUUUCUCACUCCAUUGAAAGCCAGAAGUUACUUUCUCCUCUUAAGGGUGAUGAAAAAAUGCAUGUUUUUCACGCUGAAAUAUGGCAAAACAAACAUGUUGCUCUAACUGGGACGGUGGAUGCAGGUAAGUUUUCUUUAAUUCGUGCAAAAUUGCGGAAAGAAAACAGGCUUAAUGUUUCUCCAAUUACUUUAUUAGAAAAACCAUCUUUUUCCAAUAUGAAAACAAAAAUUAAAAUCCCGUUUGUAUCAUCAAACGCAACGUUUAUUUACAAACAUCGAUAA